CUUGGCGUUGUCUUAUAACGGAGGUUUGCGGAGAGCGGGGCUGUAGGGUGAUAUCUCUCGCAGUAUUUUUAUUACCGUCGCUAUCAGGUUUCUCUCUCACUAAUUCCGGAAUAGUUUCUAGGGAGAGAAAAGGAAUACGACUAAUCCAUCGAAGGUUGCUUAGGCCCAAAACAUCACUACUAUUCUCGCACGCACUCUUGCUAUCUCUAAAACCUAUCUGCAGAAAUCUCCUUCUUUCAAGGUGGAGUUUUUUGUCCUAAUUGGGGAGCGGAGGAUUGCGGAGUGAUUUGGUGGAUUUUUUUUUUUUCCUUUUGGGUGGAAGUUGAUGGGGAAAGGGGGGCAAGAUUAUGGAAAAAAGGAGAUUUUGGGCGAGAAAAAGGAGUCUAAUAGGGAAGCUUAUCCAGCGUGGUCAAAAGAUGUGAAGGAGUGUGAGGACAAGUUUCAGGUUAGGAGAGAUUUUGGGUUGUCCAGCGAUGAGGUGGAAAAGAGAAGGCGGAUCUAUGGGUGGAAUGAGCUUGAAAAGCACGAGGGGCCUUCCAUUUUUAGGUUGAUUUUGGAUCAGUUUAAUGAUACUCUGGUUAGGAUUUUGCUUGUGGCUGCAGUGGUCUCGUUUGUUUUGGCUUGGUGUGAUGGCGAGGAAGGUGGGGAAAUGGAGAUCACUGCAUUUGUGGAGCCUUUAGUCAUAUUCUUGAUCUUAAUUGUGAAUGCUGGUGUUGGGGUGUGGCAAGAGAACAAUGCUGAGAAAGCAUUGGAGGCUCUGAAGGAGAUACAAUCUGAGCAUGCCACUGUGAUUCGUGAUGGUAGAAAAAUUUCGAGUUUGCCCGCAAAGGAGCUUGUUCCGGGGGAUAUUGUUGAGUUGCGAGUUGGGGAUAAAGUUCCUGCUGAUAUGAGGGUUUUGAGUCUGAUUAGCUCGACUUUUCGGGUUGAGCAGGGGUCAUUGACUGGAGAAAGUGAGGCUGUUAGUAAGACCAGUAAAGCUGCUGCAGAGGAUGUUGACAUUCAGGGGAAAAAGUGCAUGGUUUUUGCCGGAACAACUGUGGUUAAUGGGAACUGUGUUUGUUUGGUUACUGACAUUGGGAUGAAUACUGAGAUAGGAAAGGUCCAUUCACAGAUUCAAGAGGCCUCACAAAGUGAGGAAGAUACUCCAUUAAAGAAGAAAUUGAAUGAGUUUGGAGAGAUUUUGACUGCUAUUAUUGGAGUAAUAUGCUUACUAGUUUGGUUAAUUAACUUGAAAUAUUUUCUCUCCUGGGAUUAUGUUGAUGGCUGGCCUAGGAAUUUUAAGUUCUCAUUUGAGAAGUGCACGUACUACUUUGAGAUUGCUGUAGCAUUGGCAGUUGCUGCCAUUCCGGAAGGGCUUCCGGCUGUCAUCACAACUUGCUUAGCCCUAGGCACCCGCAAAAUGGCUGCUAAGAAUGCACUUGUUCGCAAACUUCCCAGUGUGGAAACUCUUGGUUGUACAACUGUAAUUUGCUCGGAUAAAACGGGUACAUUGACGACAAACCAAAUGGCUGUGGCUAAGUUAGUAGCUAUGGGUUCGAAGGGGAGUGCUCUUCGAACGUUUAAUGUGGAAGGGACCUCUUAUGAUCCUUCUGAUGGAAAAAUACAAGAUUGGCCAAAGAGUCAAAUAGAUGCUAACCUUCAAAUGAUUGCUAAGAUUUCGGCAGUGUGCAAUGAUUCUGGAGUGGAACAAUCUGGCCAUCAUUAUAUCGCCAGCGGCCUGCCUACAGAGGCUGCAUUGAAGGUUCUGGCUGAAAAAAUGGGUCUUCCUGCUGGAUUGGAUGCUGUCUCAUCUUCUGCUAACAAUGGUGGACUUCGUUCCUCAAACAUAUGGAAUAAGAUUGAGAAACGGAUUGCCACUCUUGAGUUUGAUCGUGAUAGGAAAUCAAUGGGAGUUAUCGUGCAAAACUCUAAUUCUGGAAGGAAGUCAUUGUUGGUGAAGGGUGCUGUGGAAAAUCUGCUCGAGAGAAGCUCCUUUGUGCAAUUGCGUGAUGGUUCUGUUGUCGAACUGGAUCAAACUUUAAGGAAUCUCAUUCUAGAAAGCCAGCAUGAAAUGUCGACGAAAGCAUUACGCGUUUUAGGUUUUGCAUACAAGGAUGACGUUCCAGAAUUUGACACUUAUACUGGUGAUGAGGACCAUCCAGCUCAUAAGCUCUUAUUGAAUCCAGCUAAUUAUUCUUCAAUUGAGAGUAAACUGAUUUUUGUUGGUUUGGCUGGAAUAAGGGAUCCACCUCGGAAGGAGGUUCGCCAAGCUAUUGAAGAUUGCAGAGCAGCUGGGAUUCGAGUUAUGGUAAUUACUGGAGACUACAAGAAUACAGCUGAAGCUAUAUGUCGUGAAAUUGGUGUUUUUGGAUCGCAUGAGGAUAUUAGUUCAAGAAGCUUAACAGGAAAAGACUUCAUGGACCUUCGCAACCCAAAAUCGCAUUUAAGACAGCUUGGGGGACUUCUUUUCUCUAGGGCUGAACCAAGGCACAAGCAAGAAAUAGUCAGGCUGCUCAAAGAAGAUGGUGAAGUUGUAGCAAUGACUGGGGAUGGAGUGAAUGAUGCACCUGCAUUGAAAUUAGCAGAUAUUGGAAUUGCAAUGGGAAUUGCAGGAACUGAGGUUGCAAAGGAAGCUUCUGACAUGGUUCUGGCAGACGAUAAUUUCAGCACAAUUGUUGCUGCUGUUGGUGAAGGCAGAUCCAUUUACAACAAUAUGAAGGCAUUCAUCAGGUACAUGAUUUCCUCGAACAUUGGUGAGGUUUUCUCCAUUUUUCUGACAGCAGCUUUAGGUAUCCCUGAGGGUCUUAUCCCAGUUCAGCUUCUGUGGGUCAACCUGGUAACUGAUGGACCACCAGCAACAGCUUUGGGAUUCAAUCCACCAGAUAAGGAUGUAAUGAAGAAACCUCCUAGGAGAAGUGAUGAUUCGUUGAUCAGUCCUUGGAUUUUGUUUCGUUAUCUGGUGAUUGGACUAUAUGUUGGUUUAGCAACAGUUGGUAUUUUCAUCAUCUGGUAUACGCAUGACUCUUUCUUUGGCAUUGAUCUAAGUGGAGAUGGACACAGUCUUGUCACCUAUGCCCAGCUAGCUAACUGGGGUCAAUGCAACUCAUGGGAGAAUUUCACAGCUUCACCUUUCACAGCUGGGAAUCUAGUGUUCAACUUUGACACAAAUCCAUGUGACUACUUCCAGACUGGCAAAAUCAAGGCUAUGACUCUCUCCCUCUCUGUUUUGGUCGCCAUUGAGAUGUUCAAUUCCCUCAAUGCUCUCUCGGAAGAUGGAAGCCUCUUGACAAUGCCUCCAUGGGUUAACCCAUAUCUCCUUGUCGCCAUGUCAGUCUCAUUUGGCUUGCAUUUCUUGAUUCUUUACGUUCCAUUCCUAGCUCAAGUCUUUGGCAUUGUCCCUUUAAGCCUGAACGAGUGGUUAUUGGUAUUGUUGGUUGCCCUCCCCGUCAUAUUAAUUGAUGAAGUUCUCAAGUUUGUGGGUCGGUGUACGAGUGGAGUUCCAACAUCAGCAAGAACUACAAAGCACAAGGCGGAGUGAGAACAAAUAAUAUCAAACAGAUAACAGGCUGAGAAUAACGCUCAUGCAUAAAGCCGCGGACGGGCAUAUUGGUGAUACCCACGGUCUCAGUUCUUGGAGUAAGAUACAAGUAUUAGUUGGAAACCUGGACUAUGGAGGGUUAAUUAUUACAUAGAUUCGUUUGACAUUUAUAGAACUCUUGAUUGAUGGUAGAGUCUUACCAUGACUUUCUAGUUUUGUUUUUACUGAAUGAUUGGCCUUUUAAUUGUUGGGCUGAUCUCAUUAGUUUGAGCGAAGUGGAACAUCAAGUGGUAUGUUCUACUAAUUCUAUUUGUUGGUUUCGCCAAUACUAACCAGUUGAGAAAUUGGAUGUUGCAAAA
Messenger RNA from Coffea arabica (coffee), 3876 nucleotides. RefSeq names its product calcium-transporting ATPase 4, endoplasmic reticulum-type-like. Gene Ontology annotation, molecular function: transporter activity; ATP hydrolysis activity; ATP binding. The record is from RefSeq and is a predicted model, not a curated record. Gene Ontology annotation, cellular component: membrane. NCBI's taxonomy places the organism in Eukaryota, Viridiplantae, Streptophyta, Magnoliopsida, Gentianales, Rubiaceae.